Messenger RNA from Aegilops tauschii subsp. strangulata, 1944 nucleotides. RefSeq lists its product as uncharacterized. The record is from RefSeq and is a predicted model, not a curated record. Lineage: Eukaryota; Viridiplantae; Streptophyta; Magnoliopsida; Poales; Poaceae.
AUGGUCUCCACCGCGGCGGAGGAGGGCGAGGACCCGCGCUGGAGGAGGAACAGCAUGGUUUUAUGCUUCAUAAAUCAGUAUGCUGAUGCUUGGUACUAUAAUCAUGUGACCUACCAGAUCAAGGCCCGGAUACACAAGAGGCAGUACCAAGCAGCUACUACUCUCCGGCGACAGCAACAACAAGAUGAAGUUGUUGAUCCUGCUGAGGCGCGCCGCUGUCAUCGGGAUAUUUGUGAGGGGAAGCGCCCUUUUCGAGAGAUUCCAGAGAAGAAGUAUGUUUUGGGCACGCCGCCUCCUGGUCUGAGUGGUGUUUCAGCUGGUGCUCUGCUGGGGGUCUCUGUCCUGUAUCUUCCUCGUGUGGUGCUUCUGUUUCACAUGUCCAUUGUCGGUCUUCCUAAUUCUGUUGUCUUGCCUACAGUUGCUGCGGCCCCUCUCUUUGCUGGUGCAUUGGCUGCUGUGCUAGAUAUUUCGUCUUUGGGCUCUUCUUGCUUGGUGGAUAUUCAUAUGUACGGAGAUGCUGGCUGCCCAUCUAUUUUGCAAAGGACAAUUUCUUCCAGUUCUAAUGUGCGCACGAGUGGGGGGCGUCAGGGUUUGUUGUCAGCUAGCUGUCUGAAUCUUCGUGCUUCGGAUUUGUCUCAUGAUCUGCUGCACGUACGACACGUACGACAAGGGGACAACAGAAUUCUACUGAAUUGUGGCGGCGCCAUCGAGAGAUUCAUGAAUGAAAUGUCCUGUGUUGGGUUCUUCAGAUUAUGCCUGAACCAGCAGGAGCCUCCGAAGCAGCAAGAGAGUAAUGGAUGGGGAAACUGGCAGAUCCGUUUGUGUGGACGACAGCUCGAUGGUGGCAACUCGGCUAGGUUUGCCGUGAGAAGGCCAGACUACGCGAGAGAUUUGGCGUGUGUAGUUUAUGUUGUUGGUAAUUACGGUGGAGUGUGGUUAGAUUAUCAGCUUUUCUAGAUGCAUAGGGCAUCGAAGGAGCGGUGGAUAUGAGCUCCUACGGCAAAACUACUGCGCCUUGAGCAACGUCAGAGGAGCCGGCUCCCGCUGAGAAUACAUUUUAUUUUCUCUAGCCGAUUAAUUCCAUUAAUUAAUGAGGGCUAAUGCACCCCGGGAGCAGCUGCCAAGAUGGAAGUUUGUAGCAAAUAGGACGCCUUCCAUCAAAGGGAAACUACGGCCAACUCCGCUCUGGUUGGCCGGUGAUGCAUGACGAGGCCAAUGGACAGCUCGGUGCUACACAAAUGAAUCAAGGAGAACAUAUUAACAGACCAGCAACGUGCUAGGAGGCCAACAGGAGCAUUACCUGGUGUUGACCGGCGGGCAAAUGACAUCAUAUAUGUUUUUGUCCAACCAAGGUAACCCUCCAAACAGUGCCCUGAUAGUCAUAUAUUCCUUAAUGUUUUGGCCUGGAAACAAGUUUAGUUGCAACUCUUUUGCUAUCAUGUUUUCCAAAUUUCGUUCACUAGGGUUCCUUUCUUAUUAUCAUCUUCCGGAUAUAUAUUAGGGCAAACGGAUAUAUAUUUGCUUCUUUUAUUAGCAUUCCGACAACACUCCAGCAUAGACUCAUCGUGAUACCUGGACGUGGGCUGGUAAACGGAGGUAACAGGGAGCCUCAACAUCAGGACAUCAAGAAGGAAGCUGAUGAUGAUGAUGAGUACGGCCAUCUUGGCAUGGAUUGCUGCGGCUGCCAUGCCCAUGUCCAGCAACAUGUUGUCGUGCCAGUGCUGCAACCUUCUACUCCAAACACGGUCGCAAGCAAUGUGAUCAUGAAGUUCUGGGAUACUUAACAUUCCCUGUAUUUUUCUAGCAAUGUCUUAGUUAAGACGUAGAUGCAAGGGCUCAUAUAAAUCUCAAUGAAUUUAUAUUAGUUACCAUGAUAAUUUGAUUGUAUAUAUGAGCAUAUCCGAAUCAUUUUAGGCUUAUAAUGGCAUUUCCUUUAAUGAUUUA